UCCGCGGACUCCGCCCCUCCCUCUCCGCGCUCUUUAGGGCCCAGCGUCCCCGGUUGCACGUGUAGUUGUUGUGGUUCAACCUCCCUCACGUGGCCGCGGAUGUGCGCGCGCUACAGGUCCGCCUUCAAGAUGGCGGCGCCCACUGAAUGGGGUGGCGACCUGCUGAACCUCGACUGAUAGCCUGGACUGAUUGCCGUGGAGGUGUCUGCGGGGCCAUGGACCGGCCCGGGUUCACGGCUUCGCUGGUGGCUGGCGGGGUAGCAGGUGUCGCUGUUGACUUGAUAUUAUUUCCUCUGGAUACCAUUAAAACCAGGCUUCAGAGUCCACAAGGAUUUAAUAAGGCUGGUGGUUUUCAUGGAAUCUAUGCUGGCGUUCCUUCUGCUGCUAUUGGAUCCUUUCCUAAUGCUGCUGCUUUUUUUAUCACCUAUGAAUAUGUGAAAUGGUUUUUGCACACUGAUUCGUCUUCAUAUUUAAUGCCUGUGAAGCAUAUGUUGGCUGCCUCUGCUGGAGAAGUGGUUGCCUGCCUGAUACGAGUUCCUUCUGAAGUUGUUAAGCAGAGGGCACAGGUAUCUGCUUCUUCAAGAACGUUUCACAUUUUCUCUAACAUCUUAUAUACAGAGGGCGUCCAAGGAUUAUAUCGAGGCUACAAAAGCACAGUUUUAAGAGAGAUUCCUUUCUCAUUGGUCCAGUUUCCCUUGUGGGAAUCCUUAAAAGCCCUGUGGUCCUGGAGGCAGGAUCAUGUGGUGGAUUGUUGGCAGUCAGCGGUCUGUGGAGCUUUUGCAGGUGGAUUUGCAGCUGCGGUCACCACGCCUCUGGAUGUGGCAAAAACAAGAAUCAUGUUGGCUAAGGCUGGUUCCAGCACCGCUAGUGGGAACGUACUGUCUGCACUGCACGGGGUCUGGCGGACGCAUGGGCUGUCAGGAUUAUUUGCAGGUGUCUUCCCUCGAAUGGCAGCCAUCAGUCUGGGAGGUUUCAUCUUUCUUGGUGCUUAUGAGCAAACCCGCAGCUUGCUGUUGGAAGUUGGCAGAGAGAGGCCCUGAAGCAGGGACGGUGCCGCCUGCUCGGCUCUCAAGAAAAAGGGUGCCAUGGGAGCAGCCGUGUGGUCCUCCGCCCCAGGCUCCAAUGUGUGAAGACGGGGACCUUGGGGACCUUGAGAAUGUCUUCCCCGCUGUCGUCUGGCUGGCACGCUCACAGGGAACGCAGGCCACAGCGGUACUCUCAACCCUGUCCUCAGUCCCCCGAAUAAAGCCAUGUGUUGAUGCUGA
Messenger RNA from Mustela lutreola (European mink), 1265 nucleotides. It is a transcript of the gene SLC25A26, whose product is annotated as solute carrier family 25 member 26. The record is from RefSeq and is a predicted model, not a curated record. Gene Ontology annotation, biological process: transmembrane transport. Lineage: Eukaryota; Metazoa; Chordata; Mammalia; Carnivora; Mustelidae. Gene Ontology annotation, molecular function: S-adenosyl-L-methionine transmembrane transporter activity. Gene Ontology annotation, cellular component: mitochondrial inner membrane. The transcript has 10 exons. The coding region runs from base 147 to 1040 and encodes 297 amino acids.